Messenger RNA from Chinchilla lanigera (long-tailed chinchilla), 2629 nucleotides. RefSeq names its product glycoprotein A33 (transmembrane) (gene Gpa33). The transcript is spliced from 7 exons. Bases 121 to 1068 code for a protein of 315 amino acids. NCBI's taxonomy places the organism in Eukaryota, Metazoa, Chordata, Mammalia, Rodentia, Chinchillidae. The record is from RefSeq and is a predicted model, not a curated record. Gene Ontology annotation, cellular component: plasma membrane.
GAGUCUGGGCAGAGGUGGACAGGACACAGAGAGCUAGAGACUUCAGCCUGGCCCGCCACAGACUGGUGCCUGCCAUUGUGGGGGUUGGAGCAGAGAGAGAGCAAGACCACAGAGGGAAACAUGCAGCGGGCACUGUGGAUGCUGUGUGCAGUCUGGGUGACUGUCAACGCCAUCACUGUGGAAACCCCACAGGGGGAUCUUCGGGCGGCCCGAGGAAAAAGUGUCACCCUUCCGUGUACCUACCACACUUCUGCCACCGAUCGAAAUGGAUUUAUCCAGUGGGAUAAGCUUCUCCGGAGUCACACAGAAAAGGUGGUCACCUGGACGUUCGGGUCCCACACCUACAUCUACGGCAGCCGCUACGAGAACCGCGUGAGGGUGGCGGACGCCGCGGAGCAGUCGGACGCCUCCGUCACCAUCGAGCAGCUGUCCAUGGACGACAACGGCACCUACGAGUGCUCCGUCUCGCUGAUGUCCGACCUGCAGGGCACCUCCAAGGCGCGCGUCCGCCUCCUGGUCCUCGUGCCACCCUCUCCGCCAGACUGCCACAUCAAGGGAGAGACAGUGAUCGGGAACAACAUCGAGCUGAGCUGCCAGUCGGCGGAGGGCUCCCCGGCCCCGCAGUACAACUGGAAGAGCUACGACGCCCAGCGCCAGGAGCGGUCUCUGUCCUCUCCAGCCUCAGGCCAGAGCCUCCUUCUGAAGAACAUCUCCAUACUCACCUCAGGCUACUACACCUGCUUCUCCAGAAACGAGAUGGGGAUGGAGACCUGCAACAUCACACUGACCGUCAGACCGCCCUCCAUGAACGUGGCUUUGUACGCGGGCAUCGCGGGUGGUGUGGUGGCGGCCCUCAUCAUCAUUGGCGUCAUCAUCUACUUCUGCUGCUGCCGGGACACAGACAGGAAAGAGGACAAGGAGGACGCAAGGCCGGACCGGGCAGUUUACCGGGCUCCACCAGAGCAAGUGCGAGAGUUUCCCAGAGAGAGGGAGGAGGAUGACAAAGACAGGCGUGAAGACCAGAGGAGCUCCGGGCGCCAGUCCCCCCCCAGCCACCCUGACCAGUGACCGGGCCUGCUGCAGGCAGAGGAGGAAUGGUGACGGGCCAUCCUUCCACGGUCUCCCUCGGUGCUCCCUCCCAGCUGCUCCCCCAGACACGGGCGGGUCGCACCCACAUGGCUACGGAGAUCCCACCUGUGCUGACCGUGCUGGCUGCCCACACGCUCCCCACUGCACCAGGCGGCAGCCCCGACUCUCCCUCAGCUGGCCCUGCUUCCGAAGCACAGCUCUGAGCGCAGGCGCCCCUGCCCGGAGCUAUGCAUAGAGCCAUGCUACCUCGGAUGGCGCCUCCCUGUGCCUGUUGGGGCUGCACUCGUUGCAUUCUUGUGGAAUGAAGGAAGGUGCACGUGAGGGACUCCCUGUUCCUGCUUGGGGGCCCACACAUCCCAGCCUCUGCUCUGGUCCCCUGGCCAGGGCCGCCUCCUGUGCUCAUGUACUUUCCCUCUCUGCCUUGCAAAAGCCUGCCUCUCCUGCAGGCCUAUCUCUGCUCACAAAGCUUGCUAUACCCCUAUCCUGGUCGCCCGCACUCCUGGGGACAGUCGUGUGCUUUGUCCUCACAGGAUCCUGGGCUCACAGGAGGUUCUAGUUGUGGUGGAAUCCGAGCUUCUGGGAGCAGGGCCUGGGCCCUACCAUGCCUGCCUUCCCUGCAGCCCUGGGGUCUGCGUUUGGGAGCUGCUUUGUCAGCUUGGGUCUUCCUGGUAUGUCUGUGGACAGGUGGAUGUUCCCCACCCAAACCCACAAGUUAGACAGUGAUGGAACUGAUGGAAAAUGAACUCACACAGCCUGGCACAGUGGUGCACGCCUGCAGUCCCACUACCGAGGGAGGCUGAGGAAGGAGGAUUGAAAAAUUCCGUCCCACCACGGCCACUUACUGAGGCCCUGUCUCAGAAACACAAAAUAAAAAAGGGCUGAGGAUGUAGCUCCAUGCGAAGUCCAGGACCCUCCCGCUGCUGCUGCCUGUCUUGCUGUCCUCCACCCUCCUGCAGCCGCAGAGGUGGCCGGAAAUUCUUCUGCUUGCCAGCGUCAAGCGGUGUCUCUGCUCCAGUGUCUGGUGUCAUCCAGAUGCGGCUUACUAUUAGGCAAAUGCUGUUGACUUUUCUGGGUGACCAGAAAAGCAAUUCCAUAAAUAUGCUGUCCGCUUGUGAUUUCUUAAAUGUCUAUUUUUAUAUGUUUUGUUAAAUCCUUUGCUUAAUUUGAAAUGACUUCAGGAAUAAUAAAAUUGACAGUGGAAACUCUUCUCUUUGGCAGUGUGGGUCUGGUUGACACCAAGGCAGAGCUUGUAUUCGCCAGGCCAAGGCUGCUCCCUGCUGGCCUCUUCUUCUUUCUGGAGGCACAGUGAAGUGACCAGGACUGAAUCCUGGGGUCCCACUGCUUGUGGGCACAGUGGGCCUUGCAGGGGUGCCUCCAGGGAUUCUGGGGACACAAGGAGCCCUCCUGCUGGUGGGGCACACCCAGAAGCCUGCAGUGGCAGCGGGACCGUCCAGGAAGAGGGCAGGGAGUGCUUGCCCCCAACACCCUGAGUGCCCUCCUGAGAAGGGCACAUGGUGCUCUCGUUCUGUCACAGAGAAUG